CUGCCUGCAGGUAUUACCGAUCCGGCCUUAACAAACUGUACUAUCCAGUACAACUCUAAAAAAUGUAACGAAUGGGUAGCCAAAUGCAAGCUCAGUGGAUCGACAUCCAGUCAAACAUCACUGACCACACCGGAAAGAGAAUGUCUACUGAGUCGUGGCGUUUUCGCAGUUUGUACGGCACAAUUCGGCCAAAUUACCUGUAAUCAAUGGGAAUCCAGGUGUGCCACCUCACUCUACCAAAAUCCAAUGGGUGUCUACCAGACCGGUAACUGGUAUAAGCUCUCACCGGAAGUGCCGUUAUGCAUCGAAACACAGAGAUUAAUGAAAGCCUGUAUCGAGAAGAAUGGUAAGCAGUCUUGUGAGGAUACAUUACGCAAUUGUGAAAGAUAUUUCAACGCCCCGAAGAAGAUGUUGCCUCCGUGGGCUCUAUAUACGAUGACCAAUAAACUGACCAAUUGUGUGGGAAAGGCGAUAAUGAGUUGA
Anisakis simplex (herring worm) is the source of this 483-nucleotide messenger RNA. The record is from the annotation of a GenBank genome assembly. NCBI's taxonomy places the organism in Eukaryota, Metazoa, Nematoda, Chromadorea, Rhabditida, Anisakidae.